Morone saxatilis (striped sea-bass) is the source of this 2740-nucleotide messenger RNA. Its product is annotated as SPRY domain-containing SOCS box protein 4-like. NCBI's taxonomy places the organism in Eukaryota, Metazoa, Chordata, Actinopteri, Moronidae. Gene Ontology annotation, cellular component: SCF ubiquitin ligase complex. The coding region runs from base 450 to 1310 and encodes 286 amino acids. The transcript has 3 exons. Gene Ontology annotation, molecular function: protein binding. The record is from RefSeq and is a predicted model, not a curated record. Gene Ontology annotation, biological process: proteasome-mediated ubiquitin-dependent protein catabolic process.
CUCAGCGUCGGGUCCCUGGCUGCCUGCAUGUAUCGAGCUGCUGUUUACUGCAACAAAGAAACCGUCGCUACAUCGCUGAAACAUAUCUAACAGCGCUGCGACAGCGUUGUUGUCCCCAGAAGAGGAGAGGACAGGCCUCGCUUCUUACUCACCUCGCAGAGUAAUCCUCAGAGGAAGAAAAGUGUCGUUUGGAGACGAGUUGAGUUUCUGUUCGGAGUGGCAGCAUCUUUGUCUUUCAGAAGACAUUUGUGGCAUGAAACCAGAUCGUAUUCAUCUUUCAUUCAUCACCUCCUUCAUCUCCCUCCACCACUCUCCAGUUAGAAACUCUCACCUCAGCUCCACCGCAUUGAUGAGGUAACGUCAAGCUCUACGCAGCGCAGCACCCACCUGCACAAACACCACCCUCCCCCCUUCUUUCCACUCCUUCUGUCAUCCCUUCCAUCACAGCCAUGGGACAGAAGAUAUCUGGCGGGAUUAAAUCGGUAGAUGGUCGCGGGGAAAGCGGUGGCUCCCCAUCCUACCGGCCUUCGUCUCACCGCCGACAGCACCCGGUAUUGAGGGAUCCAGAUUUCUCCAAACCUCCCAGGCUGGAUCUCCUGCUGGACAUGCCAUGCGCUGGACUGGAGACCCAGCUCCGUCACGCAUGGAACCCUGACGACCGCUCGCUCAACAUCUUCAUCAAAGAGGAGGAUAAACUGACAUUUCACCGCCACCCGGUCGCUCAGAGCACGGACUGCAUCCGGGGGCGGGUCGGAUACACACGGGGUCUCCACGUGUGGAAAAUCCACUGGCCCUCCCGCCAGCGCGGCACCCACGCCGUGGUUGGAGUGGCAACCUCAGAAGCCCCUUUACAUUCUGUUGGGUACACGGCAUUGGUGGGGUCGGACUGUGAAUCCUGGGGCUGGGAUCUGGGACGCAACAGGCUCUACCAUGACAGUAAGAACAGGGCCCAUAGCUCACUGCCCACUUACCCUUGUUUCCUGGAGCCUGAGGAGUCGUUCACCCUGCCGGACUCUCUUCUAGUGAUUCUGGACAUGGACGAAGGGACGUUGAGCUUCAUGGUGGAUGGACAGUAUCUAGGAGUCGCAUUUAGAGGACUGAAGGGCAAGAAGCUGUAUCCCGUUGUCAGUGCCGUGUGGGGGCAUUGUGAGAUAUCCAUGAAGUACAUCAACGGCUUGGAUCCUGAGCCUCUUCCUCUGAUGGACUUGUGUCGGCGUGCGGCCCGGCUGGCAUUGGGUCGGGAGCGGCUUCAAGAGAUCGAGAGCCUCCCUUUGCCCCAGUCCCUGAAAAAUUACCUCCAAUACCAGUGACUGACACCAGCAGAACCAACUGGGAGUACAAGGACAUAAACCAGACCACCAGAAAGUCUAAUGGAUGGCUUGUUAAGAGAAAUUAAAGAAUGCAGAGAAGGGGUGCUGGAUGGAAGAAUGUCCACACUGAGAGCACCAUAGCUCUACAAAAGAGGGAUUGAUAAAAAGGCUGGAGAGAAAGAUGGUGGAUGAACUGACGGAAGAGGUCCAGGCUUUCAAACAAAGAACAGGACGGCACCAGCUUCUUUUGGAUUUCCAGCUGCUUUUUCAUUCGUUUUUGACUUGAAAUAAAUUAUUAAUGAUGGUAUCCCAUCAGUGUCUCACUCAUCCAGAAAGAAAUCCCAUCCUCUUACGGUGUGGUGAAGAGGUGACAGUGUUAAGAUGACCACCGCCACCUAGUGAUGAGAAUAAAAAACUGCGCAGAGAAAGCACACUAAUCCUAUCCCUGGAGGCCUUUCUGACGCACAGUCAGUGACCAUAUCAUUGCUGUUGGAUACCAUUGUGCGUAUUCAUGGUCUCCACUAGCACAGGUGGCAGGCCGCAGAAUCCAGAUGUCCAAGAGGAUUUUAGCACUAAUGUUGUUUUUAUCAGAUUGACUUGGGGCCCGACCAAAAGCUCACAUCGCAUACAGAGUAGAUCAAAACAUGGCUGCAGAGUGUAUGCAAAGUUCAGUAAAAGAAAUAAAGCAUGCUGAACUUAUCUCCUGGCUUUAAGCUGGCAUGUGAUAAAGAGUUGAGCCCUUUUCAGACGGUAACGUCUAUCAGUGACGGCUUGUUGUCAUUCAGAGUUUGUUACGUAAAAGUUGGUUCUGGCUAUAUUCACAAUGCUUGUACAGUAUUUAGCAGCUGGUGCGUGAGAAGGAGCGGUGGAGCUUAAAAUUAAGUUAAAUUAAUUUAUUUUGCCGUUUAAGUCUUAAUUAAUGACCAUUGUCAGUGUGAGAGAAGCUCACCACCAGUUCCCAUCCUCAUCAGUUUCAUAAUUUAUUAGUCUACUUUAUAACAUUUAAUUUACUCUAUGUAUUUUAUUAUAUUAUAAUGCCCAACAGUGCACAAGUACAGAAUUACAAGACAUUACUUUGACUGUUUGCUUACAUGCUGUAUGUAAAGUAUUGUUAUAUACAGGAUAUUCAUUAUUUCUUCCAUGCAGUAAGCCUGAAUGAAAAUUUAAAAAAAAAUAAGGAGGAUCUCUUGAUAAUUGUUAAUUAAAGUUUUUUGCUGCAGCUCUGACAUGAGAACAAUCUCAGCAACUUAAAAUUGGCUCAUUUACAGAGCAGUUUUAACUGAUUUUAUUUAAUUUGUGCAUAAAAAUUAUAAUUAACCAGUAAAUGUGUUAUAGUGCUCUUAAAGCUCCUGGAAAUAUGGUUUUAAAUUCUAAUUAUUUCUCUAUUACAUGAAAUAUUCAGAACUUAAUAAGGACCAAUCCAAAAAAAA